Molecule: messenger RNA, 6255 nt
Organism: Eriocheir sinensis (Chinese mitten crab)
Lineage: Eukaryota; Metazoa; Arthropoda; Malacostraca; Decapoda; Varunidae
Product: myosin heavy chain, muscle-like
Exons: 22
Coding region: 233-5965 (1910 amino acids)
Cellular component (GO): myosin complex
Molecular function (GO): ATP binding; actin filament binding; cytoskeletal motor activity
Source: RefSeq, a predicted model, not a curated record
UUCGGCCCUCCCCCUCACCGCCCCUUUGACGAGAGGUAGUAUAUGAACAGGGCCGCGCCGCCAUGCCUCUCACUGCCCCUGUGCCUGACGGAGACCGCGUAGGUGGGGUGAUCGAGGACAGAGGUGGUGCGCCGUAAGUCAGCCAAGCUCGUUGAGAGUCCUGGAGUUAAGUUGGUGUAUCUGUAAGUGACUGCGACCGCUUGUUUUGAGCUGAGCUCCUGACUCCACCACCAUGCCUGGCCAUAUCGUGAAGUCCACCGGGCCGGACCCCGACCCCACCGAGUUUCUAUUCGUCUCCCUCGAGCAGAAGCGAACGGAUCAAACUAAACCCUAUGACGCCAAGAAGUCCUGCUGGGUGCCCGACGAGAAGGACGGGUACAUCGAGGGUGAGAUCCAGGGCACCAAGGGGGACAUAGUGACUGUCCUGGCUAGAGGAGAGACCAAAAACUUGAAGAAGGACCUCGUGGCUCAAGUUAACCCACCCAAGUACGAGAAGUGCGAGGACAUGUCCAACCUGACCUACCUGAACGAUGCCUCUGUCUUGUACAACCUCAAGUCUCGCUACGUGUGUAAGCUCAUCUACACUUACUCCGGCCUCUUUUGCAUUGCCGUCAAUCCAUACAAGCGCUACCCCAUCUACACCAACCGUGUUGUCAAGAUCUAUCAGGGCAAGAGGCGUAAUGAGGUGCCGCCUCACAUCUUUGCCAUCUCUGAUGGUGCCUAUAUGAACAUGUUGCAAGUUGGUGAGAACCAGUCCAUGCUGAUUACCGGCGAAUCCGGCGCCGGCAAGACGGAGAACACCAAAAAGGUACUCUCCUACUUCGCUAACGUCGGCGCCACCACAUCCAAGAAAAAGGAAGCAGAGAAAAAGCAGAACCUGGAGGACCAGAUCAUCCAGACCAACCCCAUCCUGGAGGCCUUCGGCAACGCCAAGACCACGCGUAACGACAACUCCUCCUGCUUCGGCAAGUUCAUUCGAAUCCACUUCCAACCUACCGGCAAGCUUGCUGGUGGAGACAUCGAGGUCUACCUCCUUGAGAAGGCUCGUGUUAUCUCCCAGCAACCGGCCGAGCGCUCUUACCACAUCUUUUACCAAUUGAUGUCCGACCAAGUGUCAUGGCUCAAGUCCGAGUGCCUCCUUAGCAACGACAUCUACGACUACCACUAUGUGUCUCAGGGCAAGGUCACCGUGCCCUCCAUUGACGACAAGGAGGAGAUGCAAUUCACAGACGAAGCCUUCGACAUCCUCGGCUUCUCGAGGGAAGAAAAAGCCAACGUGUAUAAGACAACAUCCGCCGUCAUGAAUUUCGGAGAGUGUAAAUUCAAGCAGAGAGGACGUGAAGAGCAGGCUGAGCCGGACGGCACAGAGAAAGGAGAGAUCGUUGGUAAGCUGCUGGGUGUGGAUGGGCUGGACCUGUACAAAUGCCUGUGUAAGCCCAAGAUCAAGGUGGGCAACGAGUUUGUGACGCAAGGUCGCAACGUGGAGCAAGUACUGUACUCGGUGGGCGCUCUCUCCAAGGCCUUAUUCGACCGCAUGUUCAAGUGGCUGGUGAAAAAAUGCAACAUCACCCUUGAGACUGGCUUGAAGCGGCACUCCUUCAUCGGCGUGCUCGACAUCGCCGGUUUCGAGAUCUUCGACUUCAACGGCUUCGAGCAGAUCUGCAUCAACUUCUGUAAUGAGAAGCUGCAGCAGUUCUUCAACCACCACAUGUUCGUGCUGGAGCAGGAGGAGUACAAGAGGGAGGGCAUUGAUUGGACUUUCGUGGACUUUGGGAUGGACUUGCAGGCUUGCAUUGAGCUAUUCGAGAAGCCUCUGGGUCUCCUGUCCAUCCUAGAGGAGGAGUCCAUGUUCCCUAAGGCCACAGACAAGUCCUUUGAGGAAAAGCUCAAAGCCAACCACCUUGGCAAGUCCGCUGUAUUCAUCAAGCCCAAGCCCCCGAAGCCCGGCCAGAAGGAAGCACACUUCGCCAUCGUGCACUACGCCGGGACCGUCCCUUACAACCUGGCGGGGUGGCUCGAGAAGAACAAAGAUCCCCUCAACGACACUGUGGUGGAUCUUCUCAAGAAGUCCUCCAACAGCCUAUGCGUGGAUAUCUUUGCCGACCACCCGGGCCAGUCAGGCGGCCCCGACCAGGGCAAAGGAGGCCGAGGAAAGAAAUCUGGCGGGUUCUCAACUGUGUCAUCCUCGUACAGGGAGCAAUUGAACAACCUAAUGAAGACCCUGAACGCCACUCACCCUCACUUCAUCCGCUGCAUCGUGCCCAACGAGACGAAAUCCCCGGGUGUGACUGACGCGGCCCUCAUCAUGCACCAGCUGACCUGUAACGGUGUGCUUGAGGGCAUCCGUAUCUGUCGCAAGGGCUUCCCCAACAGACUCGUGUAUCCAGACUUCAGGCAUCGGUACUUGAUCCUCGCGUCCAAGCCGAUGACGGAGGCCGGGGACCCCAAGGCGGCGGCCAAGGUGUGUCUGGAGGUGAUUGAGCUGGACAAGGAGAAGUACCGCCUUGGGCACACCAAGGUGUUCUUCCGUGCCGGUGUGCUGGGUAGCUUGGAGGAGCUACGUGAUGACCGUGUCGGCAUGAUCAUAUCGUGGCUCCAGGCUUGGAUAAGAGGGUUCGUCUCCCGUAAGUCUUUCAAAAAGUUGCAGGAGCAGCGCAUUGCACUUAUCGUGGUGCAGCGUAACAUCAGAAAGUUCAUGAAGCUCCGCAACUGGGCUUGGUAUCGCAUGUGGCAGAAGGUGAAGCCUCUCCUGAACGUCACUAGAGUGGAAGAUGAGAUUCGUGCACUUGAAGAAAAGGCCACCAAGGCUCUCGAAGAACUGGAGAAAGAGACAAAGCUUCGCAAACAGUUCGAGUCCGCCAACGUCACUCUUCUGGAAGAAAAGAACAACUUGCUUGUGGCUCUAGAGUCGUCGAAGGGCAACAUGUCGGAUUUCCUGGACAAGCAAUCAAAGUUGCAGAACCAGAAGGCUGAACUCGAGGCUCAGCUAAAUGAAACCAGUGACAGACUGCAACAGGAGGAGGAAGCUCGUAACCAGAUCUUCCAAAGCAAGAGAAAAAUAGAGCAGGAAGUUAGCACUCUCAAAAAAGAUAUCGAGGAUUUGGAGUUGAACAUCCAGAAAGCUGAGCAAGAUAAAGCAACGAAAGAUCACCAAAUUCGCAAUUUGAAUGAUGAAAUCGCUCACCAAGAUGAACUCAUUAACAAGAUCAACAAGGAGAAGAAACACCUUUUGGAGAGUAACCAAAAGACCGGGGAGGACCUCCAAGGCAUCGAGGAUAAGUGUAACCACUUGAACAAAGUUAAGGCAAAGCUGGAACAAACUCUAGACGAACUGGAAGACUCCCUGGAGCGGGAGAAAAAGAUACGCUCUGAUGUGGAAAAAGCAAAGAGGAAGGUGGAGGGUGAUCUGAGGCUGACCCAAGAGGCCGUUGCUGACCUGGAGCGUAACCACAAGGAACUCGAACAAACCAUACAGCGUAAGGACAAGGAAGUGUCUUCUUUGGUCAACAAGUUGGAAGAAGAGCAGAGCGUGCUGGCUAAAGUCCACAGGCAAAUCAAGGAACAACAGUCCCGUAUUGAGGAACUCGAGCAAGAGGUCGAACAUGAGCGGCAGGCCAGAGCUAAAGCUGAAAAAAACAGGAGCAAGUUGGGUAAAGACCUGGAGGAGCUUGGCGACCGCCUUGACGAAGCCGGAGGAGCCACAGCCGCACAGAUCGAGCUAAACAAAAAACGUGAGGCUGAGUUGAUCAAGCUCCGCCGAGAACUCGAGGAGACCAACAUCCAGCACGAGGCGGCAAUGGCUAGCCUCCGAAGGAAACAUAACGAUUCCGUGGCGGAAAUCUCCGAACAGGUCGACCACUUGAACAAGAUGAAAGCCAGGAUAGAGAAAGAUAAAGAAUCUCUCAAGCGAGAAGCGGAUGAGUCCAAGGCGGCCAUGGAUUCCCUCACAAGGGAGAAGAUCACAGCUGAAAAGACUAACAAACAACUUGUCCUUCAAUCGAACGAAAUACAAGCAAAGCUGGACGAAGCAAACAGGACCUUACAUGACUUCGACGCCGCAAAAAAGAAGCUUGCAGUAGAAAAUGCUGACCUUCUGCGGCAGUUGGAAGAAGCCGAGAGUCAAAUCGGCCAGCUGUCCAAGCUAAAGUUGUCCCUCACCAAUCAGCUUGACGACACCCGCAAGGUUGCCGACGACGAGUCUCGGGAAAAAGCAACACUCUUCGGAAAGUUCCGCAACUUAGAACAUGACAUCGACGGUCUUAGAGAGCAGCUGGAUGAGGAAAGUGAGGCUAAGGCAGAUGUAUUGAGACAGCUAUCGAAAUCUAACGCCGAGGCCCAGAUGUGGCGCGCCAAAUACGAGAGUGAAGGCGUGGCGCGCGCCGAGGAACUGGAGGCCGCCCGUUCCAAACUCGCCGCUCGUCUGGAGGAGGCUGAGCAACAAAUAGAGCAGCUCAACGUUAAGACCCUUCACCUGGAGAAGACUAAACAGCGCCUCACUACCGAUGUGGAGGAUAUGCAGGUACAAAUGGAACGUUUCCAGGCCUUAGCCAACGCUGCGGAAAAGAAACAGAAAAACUUCGACAGGAUUAUCAGUGAAUGGAAACUGAAGGUCGACGAUUUGGCGGCCGAGCUCGACGCUUCCCAAAAGGAAUGCCGCAAUUAUUCAACUGAACUCUUCCGCGUUAAGGCUGCUUACGAGGAAAACCUUGAACAGCUGGACGGCGUGCGUCGCGAAAACAAGAACCUUGCUGACGAAAUUAAGGAUCUAAUGGAUCAGAUUGGUGAAGGUGGUCGAUCCUUCCAUGAAAUACAAAAGAACGCCAAACGUCUAGAGAUUGAAAAGGAUGAGCUGCAAGCCGCCCUGGAGGAGGCCGAGGCUGCCCUGGAACAAGAAGAAAAUAAGGUUCUCCGUGCCCAGCUGGAACUCAGCCAAGUCAGGCAAGAGAUUGAUCGCCGCAUUCAAGAAAAGGAAGAAGAGUUUGACAACACUCGCAAGUGCCACCAGCAUGCCCUCGAGUCCAUGCAAGCCUCCCUGGAGGCCGAGGCCAAGGCUAAGGCUGAGGCUCUUCGCAUGAAAAAGAAGUUGGAGUCAGACAUCAACGAGUUGGAGAUCGCCCUUGAUCAUUCCAACAAGGCCAACACUGAUCUCCAAAAACACCUCAAGAAGGUGCAGGCAGAAAUGAGGGACUUGCAGAUUCGCGUGGAAGAAGAGCAUCGCAUGGCCUCUGAAUACCAAGAGCAGCUCGGCAUUUCUGAACGCCGCGUCCAUGCUUUGAGUGGUGAGCUUGAAGAGUCGCGGACUCUCCUUGAGCAAUCCGACCGUGGGCGUCGUCAGACUGAGGCAGAACUGGCUGAAGCCAACGAACAAGUCAGCGAACUCACGAACCAAAAUGGUUCUCUCACAAUUGCCAAGAGGAAAAUAGAAAACGAGAUGCAAACUCUGCAGGCUGACUUGGAAGAAAUGCUGAACGAAGCCAAGAACUCCGAGGAGAAGGCCAAGAAGGCCAUGGUGGACGCCGCACGUCUAGCCGAUGAACUCCGCGCCGAGCAGGAACACGCCCAGGCACAAGAAAAGUUACGUAAGGGUCUCGAGACUAACGUAAAAGAACUGCAAGUCCGCUUGGAUGAAGUAGAGAGCGGUGCCGUGAAGAGCGGUAAGAAGGCGAUUAGUAAACUUGAAACGCGCAUCCACGAACUAGAAAGUCAACUGGAUGACGAGUCCCGCCGCCACUCAGACGCCCAAAAGAACCUGAGGAGGUGCGAGAGGCGCAUCAAGGAGCUCACCUUCCAGGCCGACGAGGACAAGAAGAACCACGAGAGGAUGCAGGACCUCGUCGACAAACUUCAAUUGAAAAUUAAGACGUACAAGAGGCAGAUCGAGGAGGCCGAAGAGAUUGCUGCCCUCAACCUGGCUAAGUUCCGCAAGGCCCAGCAGGAGCUUGAAGAGUACUCGGCAGCUCUUUAAACAGCUUCAGUUCAACCAAAUUCGUGGUUCUCCGUGUAAGUUAUCAGUACUUGCGAAAAGCGAGCCUUCAAAAUUAAAAUUUUGAGCAUUUUUGUGAGAAAAAUGCCUUUAUUUCCCUAACCAAACCAAGGGUCUACGCAGACAAUAAUUAAACUUUAAAGUUGGUUAAUACGCUGGUUUGUAAUUCAAACGGCUCAGAGGUCCCUGUAGAAAAACUGAAUCACAUGUUAUCAUUUUGCUUCAUUAUAUAUGCUACAUAACUUAUGAAAACAAUAAAUUAUCAGCAUCCA